This is a messenger RNA of Gadus macrocephalus (Pacific cod), 1453 nucleotides long. It is a transcript of the gene foxl3, whose product is annotated as forkhead box L3. Gene Ontology annotation, biological process: anatomical structure morphogenesis; regulation of transcription by RNA polymerase II; cell differentiation. The coding region runs from base 82 to 840 and encodes 252 amino acids. Gene Ontology annotation, molecular function: DNA-binding transcription factor activity, RNA polymerase II-specific; RNA polymerase II cis-regulatory region sequence-specific DNA binding. Lineage: Eukaryota; Metazoa; Chordata; Actinopteri; Gadiformes; Gadidae. The record is from RefSeq and is a predicted model, not a curated record. The transcript has 3 exons.
GAGGUUGAAGCUCAGUCAAUACAGAUGUGUUGUUGACCAAGGACACUUUUCUUUGGCGUGUGUGUGUCUUAAAGUGUCGUAAUGUUUGAUAAUUCUCAGUAUCCGUACAAUUGUUUUAACUAUGACGGAGACGGCUAUCCGUCCUCCAGCACGGAUGAGGAGAAGAAGAUGUGCAGGCCCGCUUACAGUUACAUCGCCCUGAUAGCCAUGGCCAUCCAGCAGAGCCCGGAGCAGCGGGUCACCCUGUCAGGGAUCUACGAGUUCAUCAUGCGGCGCUUCCCCUACUACCGCUCCAACCAGCGGGCCUGGCAGAACUCCAUCAGACACAACCUGUCCCUCAACAGCUGCUUCAUCAAGGUUCCACGGACGGAGGGUAACGAAAAGGGCAAGGGGAACUUCUGGACCUUCGCCACGGGCUGUGAGUCCAUGCUGGACCUGUUUGAGAACGGAAACUUCCGGCGUCGCCGUCGCCGCCGGAACAUCAAGAUCGGCUUCCGGGACCCAGGCGAACCAGCCUUCCCCCGAGCCGAGGCCCACGGCAGCCGGCAGCUCGGACGCCCGCCUCCUCCACCUCCGCCUCCACCCCCGCCCCCGCCCAGACCAGACCCCACACUCUGCCCCUCGAUGGGGCCCGACACCAACGCCCCGGCCCCCAACUCGGGUCGGGGAAAACCGGAGCCGGAGAUCAAGUUCAGCAUCGACUACAUCCUGUCUACGCCCGCCCCGCCCCCGCUGCCGGGGUUCAGACCCCCGCGCGUUGGCGUUCACAUCGGGGCCCCGGGGCCCCCCAUACACAUGCUGGAGCCGCAGCACCUCAACCUCCACUUCUGGUCCCUGUGAGGAGUGAUGGACUAAACUUUGAGAGGACCCGGAAACAAAACAAACUCACAAACACACUCGGCAAGGACACUUCCAGAAAUGGAAAAUGGGGGAGAUCCAGAUGUGGAACUGAUUGGGAAUUGCAAGGGAAGGUGUGGAAUGAUUUGUUGAAUUGAGGUUGAGUAAACCGAGACAUUAUUCAAAGAAUUGAAACCAAACAGUGAAUAAGUGUUUGAACAACCUUGACUGAUACACAGUGUUCAUGUUCCUGUUGGAAAAAGUCUGUAAGUCCUGUGCUGACGUAAAUCUUGCUUGAAUGUAAUUUCAAGUUGUUAAAAACAUAUUGUAAUGAACAACACCUGCUGACAGAAUAAUAUUAACAUAUUCCAUUAACUUAUAACUAAAUAAUAUUUAAUAUUUUAAAUACUUAAACAUAAUUUAAGAUGUCAACAUUUGGGAUUUUCCACAUCAUGGAGUGAGACAGAAUCCCAGCAGCUGAAAGGGUUGGCCUAUUCCCUCAAACAAAUCGCACUUAUUUUUGUAUGUAUUUUUAUUCAUGUACCCAUGUUCAAAUGGUGACGUCUAUGUGGCAUGUGUGAAUGUCAUUGACAUAGAUUAAAUUGUACAGUAAUGA